Molecule: messenger RNA, 1580 nt
Organism: Aspergillus candidus
Lineage: Eukaryota; Fungi; Ascomycota; Eurotiomycetes; Eurotiales; Aspergillaceae
Exons: 5
Coding region: 24-1580 (518 amino acids)
Biological process (GO): GPI anchor biosynthetic process; protein processing
Cellular component (GO): endoplasmic reticulum membrane; glycosylphosphatidylinositol-mannosyltransferase I complex
Molecular function (GO): mannosyltransferase activity
Source: RefSeq, a predicted model, not a curated record
CAAUACUCGAUAUUACUUUCAAAAUGCGUCGAAGAAUAACCCUCCUCCAGCACGCCUCCACCCCCUACGACCCAACCCAAGCCCACCUCUCCCCCGACGCCCUCUCCCUCCGCACCCUCGACGCCGCCCGCGAAGACCGCACCACUUUUGCUUUGGAUGAGAUUCCUUCUGAGCUCAGGAAAGUCCUACAAUCAUGCUAUCAGCUUCAUGUGAGGUGGGCGAGUGAGAGACCCGCUGGGGCGCCGGCGCCGUUUGCGAGUCGUGUUAGUUCCGGGUUGCAUGUUUUGUUUACGCCUGGGGAGGGGGUGGAUGGGGAUGGAGAGUCUCUGUGUCAGACACUGAAGCAAGCAUUCGGGGAUGAGGUGGAUUGUGUUUCUCCCGAGUCAUCAUUCAUCACCCCCCCAAUCCUCUCCACCCGCUUCGCCGCCUCUACUUCGUCCCAAUUCUACUCCCGUCUUCCAUCCCUCGACUCCCUCAUUGCCUACAUCGAACGCGGCGUCUGCGCGUCGUCCUCGGACCCCGAUAGCUGCCACCAACAAGCGGAGGCCCUCCGCUCCGCUGACUCCCUCGACAUCAACUACGAUAGUAUCUCGCAUGCGCUGACCGUCUCCGGGUUCUGGGACUCCGCGCCGCAAGGCGGGUGGACGGAGGAGAUUGCCAAACCGGUCCGCAAGGGGACGGAUCAGAUUGAGGUUGGCUUGCUCGGUGCCGAACCGGCGAAGGAGCCCGAGGAGAUCAAGAUGGGAGGCUUACUGGGUGUCGUGGGGAAUGAUGAUCAACUGAAACCCACGCUUUUCUCCUUCCCCGCACGUCAUCACGAUCUCCCCAACGAAGCCACCUACAGCGUGUCCUUCCCCCCGCCAACAGGGCUGCACCCAACAAUGACAAUCUCCCUGCCGCAGGCAUCACUGCAUCGCCCGCCCGCUCCACCCGACGCGACCUGCGCGCUACACACCUACCUCACGCUCCCGUCCACCAUCUUCGGCGACAAGUACCAGCUCUCGACAACCGACCCGCUCUUCCUAUCCUCGCACAACCUCGCCGCCCUCCGCGCCGUAGCAGGCGAAACCGACCUCGAAGCCCCAGACUGGUCCGUCUCCCGCUGGGGCUCAACCUGGCUCCUAGAGCUCGCCACGCCGGACCCAACCUCCGACGAAUGGAACGUCACCGUCCCACUCCACCUCCGCUACCUCAAGCCCUCCGAGUCAGGGAUCCGCUCCGCAGCCGUGCCCUGGCCCGUCGUCUUCUGGGCCUGCACAGCCGAAGACGGCACCAAGAUGGGCGUCAAUCCCUUUGACAGGGCGAAUCUCGGCUGGGACGGCCUGUUCGGCCCGCGGACGAUGUUCUACCAGCUGCACCCGGCGCCGCAGCCGGGCGCCCCGCUCGUGGAAGAGCUGGAGGUGCCUGUUCUUCGACUAGAGAAUGAGGGUAUCUUCCAGGGUAAGGUGAUUGAGUUGGCUACUGUGGCGGUCAUCUCGUUGGGAUUUGUGUGGGUGUUGUGGAAGUUGGGAUUGGUGGUGCGGGGUUCGGGUGGAGGCGUGGAUGCAAGGAAGAGGGAGAAGAGGGGGAAGGCGGAGUAA